Messenger RNA from Salvia miltiorrhiza (redroot sage), 1493 nucleotides. RefSeq names its product WRKY transcription factor 22. NCBI's taxonomy places the organism in Eukaryota, Viridiplantae, Streptophyta, Magnoliopsida, Lamiales, Lamiaceae. Bases 247 to 1170 code for a protein of 307 amino acids. The transcript is spliced from 3 exons. Gene Ontology annotation, cellular component: nucleus. Gene Ontology annotation, molecular function: transcription cis-regulatory region binding; DNA-binding transcription factor activity. The record is from RefSeq and is a predicted model, not a curated record. Gene Ontology annotation, biological process: regulation of DNA-templated transcription.
AAGCGAGAAGCGAGAAAACUUCCGUGAGCCUUUGAGAAUGCCCAUCAACCCCCUCUCUCUCUCUCUCGACUUUUUUAGUGAGAGAAAGACAGAGGCAUCCUCAGCCGCGCAUCCCCUCUCUCUCUCUCUAUAAAUAAAUUUGCUUUCUUUUCCACUCAUUUCAUUUACAUAUCCCACCACUUCUCUCUCUCUAAAAAAGUCAGCGCCUCCUUUUGUCCCUGCUUCAUAACUCACAAGAGCAAAGGAAUGGAAGAUGACUGGGAUCUCCACGCCGUCGUCAGAGGCUGCGCCGCCGCCACGAGCAACACCAGAUCCCUUCAAGCUCUCUACGGUCAUCAGCAGGCUUGCAGCAGCUUCUCCGCCUCCAGCUUCCAAGAUCUGCUCGAGCCCAGACGAAACGGCGGCGUUCGAGAAGGCCUGAUUGAUCUCUACAAUUACAAACCCCUUUUCCCCAACUCGGAAAUCCCAUUCUCUUUGCCGGUUUCAACCAUCUCCGCCCUCGUAGGAUCGCAGGAUCCGCCACCGCCGCAAACGCAGCUCCGCCCAAAGCACCACUCUUUCUCUGUUUCUAAUGCCUCGAAAACUAGUGCCUCUCACUCUCCCACCCCAAGGUCCAAAAGAAGAAAGACCCACACCAAGAAGGUUUGCCACGUGGCUGCCGAGAAUUUAUCUUCCGACGUGUGGUCGUGGAGGAAAUACGGCCAGAAGCCCAUUAAAGGCUCUCCAUAUCCAAGGGGUUAUUACAGAUGCAGCACCUCAAAAGGUUGUAUGGCGAGGAAGCAAGUGGAGCGGAAUAGAUCCGACCCGGGAAUGUUCAUCGUGACCUACACGGCCGAGCACAACCACCCCAUGCCCACCCACCGGAACUCCCUCGCCGGCAGCACCCGCAACAAGCCGGCGGACCCCAUCGGCACUUCUUUCUCGCCGGAGGUUUCGCCGGCGACAAGCCUCUCGCCGGCGGCGGAGAAGCUGGAGAGCAGCAGGGAGGAGGAAUUGGCGGAGGACGACGACGACGGCGUGUUCAGCGUCUCGGAGAUGGCGUUGGACGACGAUUUCUUCGCCGGUUUGGAGGACUUCACGGCGGCGGAUCCUGACUGCGCCUCCGGCCACUUGCAGUUCCCCUGGCUGUCGACUAGCGCAACCACUACCACCACCGCCGGCGGCGGUUGACCGGCAGAGGAGAAGUGAUAAGAUAGUUAGAUGCUUUUCUUCUCACUCACUUUUCUUCAUUUUUGUAUUUUGUAGUACAAGUCAACAUUUUUUUUUAUCUUUUUCUUUUUUGUUGUUUGUGGGUAGAGUUGUAAAGAAUCUAGAGAUCACAAUGUCUUUUUUUUUGGGUAAAAUAAAUUAGUUUCUUUUUUUUUGAGGGAAAUAAAUUAGUUUCUUCAAUCAUGUAUAUAUGAGAAAAGGGGUUAUUUAUUGUUAUGCAAGAUGGCAUAUAACAAGGUAUAGGCUUUAUGCUUAAUGAAAUCAUGAUUAAUAUUAUGCUUAAA